AUUUUUCCAAAAUUCCAGUCGCUCGUUUAUAAUUAUGGUCUUCUCUUGUUUUCUUGUAUCAGCCAUUUUUGGCGUCCUGUUCCAGGCAUGGAAUACUUCAGCGCAAAUCACGGCGUACUCUUUUAACGGCACAUACACUGGGAACAUUUCAUUGACAUUCAACCCUCGGGGCUUCUUCGAUGCUUUGACUAGGAACUGCCAAUUCAUUGCGGACCACCUCGAGGCAAGCCCUGAGAAUCCGAAGAACUCUUCCAAGGACCGAUUUACUAUUGCCCAGAUUUAUGGGGAAUGCCUUGCCACACAAUAUGGCGACUACUUUGCAUGUUCGCAGCCUUUCGAGAACUUGAAGUUUCUGCCUGUCGAGGCUUUCCCAGCCAUGUAUCACACACAAAACAACGAUACCAGGCCCUGGAAAAACGCGACUCUUCCUGUGCUUCCUUUGAGUAAUAGCACUCAGAAGUUGCCUAGUAUCGUUCCUAUUAUGGAGGCAGCCUGCCAGUUCGACUACGACUCGAUUGCGAAUAGUACUUGCUGUGCUAAGGGACCUAGCAGCAGCAGACCAUGUGGAAAGAUGUCGUUCAACUUACUCGCAUGUAGUAUUCAAAGUGUUCGUACAUACGUUGGCUGCACCGCGAAGCAAGACUCUAACAUCACCCAAUGUGUAUCUCGAACAGCAAAACGCAUAAACUUCG
Messenger RNA from Lindgomyces ingoldianus, 692 nucleotides. RefSeq lists its product as uncharacterized. The transcript has 5 exons. The record is from RefSeq and is a predicted model, not a curated record. Lineage: Eukaryota; Fungi; Ascomycota; Dothideomycetes; Pleosporales; Lindgomycetaceae. The annotation marks the transcript as partial.